Molecule: messenger RNA, 1136 nt
Organism: Schistosoma haematobium
Lineage: Eukaryota; Metazoa; Platyhelminthes; Trematoda; Strigeidida; Schistosomatidae
Product: Dynein light chain 1, cytoplasmic
Exons: 2
Coding region: 40-318 (92 amino acids)
Biological process (GO): microtubule-based process
Cellular component (GO): dynein complex
Molecular function (GO): dynein intermediate chain binding; dynein light intermediate chain binding
Source: RefSeq, a predicted model, not a curated record
GAUUGUUUCUCCUUUUUACAAUAUUGUAAUGAUCAUAAAAUGAGUAGUUUAAAAGCAAUUAUAAAAAGUGUUGAUAUGCCUGAUGUAAUGCAACAAGAUGCUGUAGAUAUAUGUGCUAUGGCAAUUAAAAAAUAUUCAAUGGAAAAAGAUAUUGCAGCAUUUAUGAAAAAAGAAUUUGAUCGAAAAUAUUCACCUAGUUGGCAUUGUAUAGUUGGAUCACAUUUUGGCACGUAUAUUUCACAUGAAGCAAAACAUUUUAUUUAUUUCUUUUUGGAUAAUCAUGCUGUUGUAUUAUUCAGAACUGGAACAGUCAAUUGAAAAUCAAUAUAUGUAAACUAAUAAUCUUUUUGUUGGACAAUUCUAUCAAUCUAUUGUAUCCUAUUGAUAACAGUACAAAGUUUGCUAUUUUCUACAUUCUGAUUAAAUCACCUUAUCUAUUCUUUUAUAAAGAGAAAUCUUGCGAACAAUCAACAAGUCAUUAUAUAUAUUCUUUAUUUGUCUUACACUUAUCGUCAUACUACUUACUUACUAACGCCUGUUACUCCCAAUGAAGCAUAGGUCGCCAACCAGCUCCCGUGAUAUAUUAUUUCAUAUAAUCAGUAUUUUACAAGAGAUUGAUAUUUUCUAUCAAAAUGAUUAUUUUUUUUUCUUUGAGAAAAAAAACUCUUGUUCAGAAAAGAGCGUAUUUUAUUGUUGUUAAUCUUUAUAUUUGAUUAGAAAUAUGUUUGAAGUGUAUGAGAAUAAAAUGAUCUUUGUAUGAAUUAGUUAUGUUGAUGUAACUGUAAAUAUAGAUAUGAAUAUAGAUAUGAAGUGUCUUAGUUUGAGACAAAUUUCAAAGUGUCAGAACUAAUGGUAACAGUAGGUUGUCCAGAUGAAAAUAGAUAGAAUAGACAAAGAUGGACAGUGGUUAUUAGUGGAAUUCAUGUAUACGCGUUUCAUCUUAUUUGGGACUUGUUAUCUGGAUAUACCUGCAUCACAGAUUUGAUAUAUGCACAUAUGUCAAUAAGAUACUGAUCAAUUUCAGUCUUAAAUAUCAAUAAGAAGAUUCAAGUAAAACAAUACCGAUUGAAUUUAGAUGAAAUAAGGUUUAAAUCUGCAAAGCCAAACAACUUAACAACUAAACAAUAUACAUAUAU